Messenger RNA from Impatiens glandulifera, 867 nucleotides. RefSeq lists its product as uncharacterized. The record is from RefSeq and is a predicted model, not a curated record. Bases 1 to 867 code for a protein of 288 amino acids. NCBI's taxonomy places the organism in Eukaryota, Viridiplantae, Streptophyta, Magnoliopsida, Ericales, Balsaminaceae. The transcript is spliced from 2 exons.
AUGGGACAUCACUCAACACAGUGUAGAGAAAAGAAGAACGAGGUAGAACACCUUACCCACGCGGACAACGUUGAACCAACAUUUCUUAACGCAAUCUUGGAGGAGAUUCCACCAAUUAAUAUUGUCAUGCUGAAUGAAAUGAAGCUGGCUACAGAAACCCAAGGAGAUAAGAACAACGAGACAUCAAUAGGUGUUUGGUUCUUGGACAACAAAGCCUACAAUCACAUGACAUGCGAUAAAGAGAAGUUCUUUGAACAAGAUGAGGCAGUAACUGGGAAGGUGAAGUUCGGAGAUGGUUCCACAAUACAAAUUUUUGGAAAAUGUUUUAUCAUAUUCGAAUGCAAAAAUGGCAACCAAUGGUUUAUCGAUGGAGUUUUUUACAUUCCUUCCUUACAAAGUAAUCUGGUGAGUCUUAGACAACCUACUGAGACAGGUCACAUGGUGGUGAUGGAUGAAGAAGAGCUUAAAGUCUUUGCUAAGAACCCUUCAUGCAUUAUCAUGAAAGUGAGAAGAAUUCAUAAUCGACUAUAUCAAGUUUGCUUGAAGUUGGCAAAAUCAGUUAGCCUUUUGGCUAAUCUUAAAGAUCCAUCAUGGUUAAGGCAUGCUCGUCUCGGUCAUGUUAACUUCCAAGCAUUAAAGUCCCUAGUGAAUAAGGGAAUGACUACUGGUGUUCCGCAAAUUUCUCCUCCAAAACAACUUUGUCGAAUAUUUCUAGUUGCAAAACAAACGGGACAACCAUUCGCGCUAAAAACAAAGUUUCGAGUUUUUCUCAAUGGAGAACUCGAAAAGGAAGUAUACAUGACUCAACCAGAAGGACUCAAAGUCAUAAGGAAUGGAAAUAUGUUAACUGUCAUUUCUCCGGCGUAG